AUGUCGGCGCCAUCGCAAGGCCGAAUCCUCCGCAAAAAGGCUGUCGAGACUCUCCAAAAAGAGCUCACCCCAAAGAUCACCCAACUGCAGGCCUCGGGGCGUAACGACCGUGCCCCUCUUUUAUUGGCACCCGACCGGUUCAGGUCCCGGCGGCUGAUCCAGUCGCCAGCCAUGGUCAGAAUCAGGUUAGGCCUUGAGUGGGCCCUCAAGAAUCCCCGGAGAACAUCCACCAGGGAACCUCUUCCUCCUCCUCGCUUCGUUGGCCAGCCUGGUCCCCCUCAAAGCUUUGCGUGCCUUGAUUACCGAGACCUCGAUCGCACAUGUCCUCGCGAGACCGCCAUUGCCACCAACUAUUCGAUAUCACUGCCAGCCUACCUCAAAACCUGCCUGUCGCGGCAAGUCUGCGCGAAGAGUCCGGGGCUCAGGCUUUCAAGUAAAGCAAUAACCAUGGCGCCCGCAGCGCCAGCUCUGCCCACGCAGUUUCCCUGCUGGUGCAGAGCCGUAUACUCAUGGGGAGGAGAGGGCAAGAAAGAUCUCGGCUUUAUGGAAGGCGAGUUGAUCGAAUGCCUCAACGCUGGAGACGGUUCAUGGUGGACAGGGAGGCUUCGCAGGGACCGUCGCAUGGUCGGGCUGUUUCCAUCCAACUUUGUCGAGCUUCUACCCCCCGACUUCCAUCCCAUGAGCAGAUCGACGAGCCCUUUGACGCAGAGCAACACACCGAGCCCAAAGAACACGCCCCAAAAGUCCAGGACGUUCCGGAAGCCGUUCGAGGCCUACGCGAAGGCACCGCAUUACACCACCGCAAAGCAACCCGAAACUUACAAGGCCGGCGCUGUCCAAGCAAGUCCUGUGCGGUCUCGGGAAACUUCCAAUGUCUCGGCCAACGGGACAGUGGUUGCUGCCUCGGAAUCGACGCGCAGGGCUGCGAGCCCGGCGCCCCACGCUCACAACUACGGCGACCGCCAUCGAGGCGCUAGCCCGGCGCCAUCCAGGAUGUAUGACGAUAGGCAUCGUGCUGCCAGCCCUGCGCCGUCUAGGAUGCAUGACGAUAGGUACCGUGCCGCCAGCCCAGCACCGUCGCGCAUGUACGACGAUAGGAGGAGAGGGCCGAGCCCCUCGCCGAUGCAUAGCCAAGAGGAUAUGAGGAGGGCCGUCAGUCCUGCUCCUAUGCAUAGGCAUGGGGACAUGAGGAGAGCUGCAAGCCCUGCUCCGUUGCGCGGUUACGACGACAGGGGAAGAGAUGCAAGCCCCAACCCCAUGUACCGGUACGACGACCACCAGAGAGCGCCUAGCCCGAAUCCGGCCCACCACUACGACGACCGCAGGAGAGCUCCCAGCCCGAAUCCGGUUCAUCACUACGACGACCGUCGGAGGGCUCCCAGCCCGAACCCGAUCCACCACUAUGAUGACCACCGCAGAGCGCCUAGCCCGAAUCCUCACAGGUACGACGACAUGAGGAGAGCUGCCAGCCCAGGGCCGCUUCAGAGAUAUGAGGACAUGAAGCGUGCUGUCAGCCCAGCGCCAUUCGAGGCCUUUGGAUCAAGAGCGCCAUCCCCUGCACCUUCCGUUGCGUCGUAUAGACCUUACCGACCCCCAGGCUCUUCAGUCGAGCACGUACCGCAAGAUGCGCAGUUUGAUCAAGGAUUCGACGACCUCAACUCGCCGCCGCCUCCGCCACCCCCGCCGCACCGGCAUGUCGCUCCCAAGCAUGGCUCUACUAUGUCACACGACCAGAGGGCGCAUGGCGGUCUUGAGAGACACGGUUCAAAUACGUCGUAUGACUCUCGGGGGAGGCACGGCGCAAGCAUGUCGUAUGACCAAGGUGCACAGCGUGGCUUGGAGAGGCAAGGUUCCAAUAUGUCCCAUGGUCAGCCUUCCAACGGAUACCAUACCCCAAGGAUACCAUCGCCCUGCCCAUCCCCAGGAGGGGGCAGUGGCUUAACACCCUCACCACUACGUGAGGCUAUGGAUGGGGUUAUGGAGCAGUUGGACGCGCUCAACAUCCCUCGGCAGACCGAGUCUCCGGAGCCCGUACUAGAUCCUUGGUCACCCGAGUCUUUUGACAUGGUGUACCAACAAUCUCGGAGAAAACACGUCCGCGCGAAGUCGAGACCACGAACGGCCAUGGGCCUUCCACGGGCCGACUCUGGCUACGAAACGUACAGCGGUGACUCCUCGCAGGAAGGAGGUAUGGAAGAGGCGCGCAACAGUCGGCGCGGCCAAGAAGAAGCUGGGCUUCCGCAGCUGAGCAACUACGUGGAGCGUAUGGAGAGCAGGCUGCGCAGCAUGCACAACCGUGCGCCAAGUGCGGUUGACGACGACACGCCACCUCCUCCACCGCCCAAGGCACUGCAUCACGAGAGACCAAAGUCGUCGAUGGGCGGAAGUGUGCACGGAUCCGAGAUGGACUACAAAUCCAAGCUGCGGCAUAGAAAGUCGGCUUAUGAUAUUGGAAAAGUCCUGGGUCGCACAUUUACCACCAAGACAAACUCAACAAGCGCCUCCUCUGGCAACCAGAGCACAACGACCCAGAGCACCAGCCACAGCCUGAUGAGCGGCGUCUCGGCCGGAGGCAUCAGCGCUACGAGCGCCGGAAGCCUCGCGCGGAAGAACCUACAGCGAAGGGCUCAAAGUGCUAUGAGCAUGCGAGACCCGGAUUUGGAACGGCCCGAAACCCCCUUCACAGGUGUCACUUAUCACAGCAGCCAUGCUUCCGGAGACUCGAGACCAAAGUCGCAGAUGGGGAUCCACGACGAUCCCAUGGCGGGCAUCGGAGGCCUCGGCGGCCUCACGCAGCCCAAGGCAAAGAAGUCCAACUUCUUCAAGAAGAUGCUGGAGUCGGCCAAGACGGGAGUUGCAAGCACGCGAGGCAGCAUUGCAGCGGCUGGGGCGGGCGGCCACUCAUCAAGUCCUAUGGGUCGCUCGAUGCCGAGUGGACUCUCUGGCCUCGCAGGCGGUCUGGUUAGUUCUGGCAGGGACGCUGCCAGGGACAUGAAUCUCAACGCUGGCGUCGACUGGGUCCAGGUUCGCCGCGACGUGAACCGGUCCAACACACUCAGCCGCAACGAGCGCAAUGAGCGCCGUGAACGGUGCAUCAUGAUGGAUUACCCCGCCCUGGACCCCGUGGACGAGCUGUACAGCAGUAUGGAUGGCGACGAGGGCGCCGACGGAAGGCCAGUGCCCGAGCCGACCAACUACGCCUCCAUCAACCUCAGCCAGGUAGAUAAGAACUCACGGUUCAUCAGAGGGCUCCCACCAACCACGACUGCCAUAACACUCGCCACAACCUACGUUUGCCGGCCGUACCGCAGCGACGUGCAGCGUCUCCGAGCCAUCUUCACAUGGGUUGCCGAGAAGAUCAGCUGGGAGGAGGAGUUCGAGGGCCAGAUCGACACGAGGCGCGUCAUCACAAGCAAGCGCGCCUGCGCGGAAGAAUACGCUCUGCUGGUUGUGGAGAUGUGCACAGCAGUAGGCCUGCACUGUGAGGUGGUGCGCGGCUACCUCAAGUCUCCGGGUGAGGUGCCCGAGAUGGGCUUGAUGCCAAGAUCCAACCACUGGUGGAAUGCCGUCGUGGUGGACAACGAGUGGCGCAUGAUGGACUGUUGCCUGGCAAGUCCGUCCAACCCCCGACGCACCCAGUACUCUACCGCCAGUGGCUCAUCGGCGGACCCGUGGUGGUUCCUGGCGCGGCCGAGCGAGAUGUGCUGGACACACAUCCCCGAGCACCACUCGCAGCAGCACAUCUGCCCACCGGUGGCGCACGAGAUCCUCCUCAACCUCCCGUGCGCCUGUCCGCCCUUCUUCCAGUCCGGGAUCCAGAUGAUGGACUACAACACGUCGGUGACGCGCAUCGAGGAUCUCGAGAUGGUGCACGUGCGCUUCAACGUUCCCGACGACAUCGAGGUGGCGGCCGAGGUGGAGGUGCGGGCCUACUCGCGCGACUCAGACGGCGACUACUUUGAGUCGGGCGAGCUGGUCAAGAAGCGGGCGCUCGCGCAGGCGGACUGGGUCGGCGGGCUCAAGCGCUACACAGUCAAGGCACUGCUGCCGGGAGACGAGGGCACUGGUGUGCUCAAGAUCUACGCGGGCAAGCGUGGGCUGAUGCACAGCAUCAAGGACAUCCCACAUCCCGUCGCGUUUGCCCUGCCGGUCCUGCACACGGGCGAGAACCCGCCCUACGAAUUUGUGACAAGGCACCCGACGCCGCACGCGCAGCGCCACGACAUCUAUGUGGUGCAGCCCCAGUGCCAACGGCUGGCGCUGAACAACACGUUUGUGUUUGCAGUCCGGCAGCACCCCAGCUCUCUGGGCACCGGCGGGUCGGCCAUGACGCCGUCCUCGAACCCCAACGGCGCCACGUCGCCCAUACCCUUUGCCCGGCCCGGCUCGGCCAUGAGCAUGACCAGCUCUAGCGCGGCGGGGUCGUCCAACCCGAGCUCGGCCACGGGAGGGGCGGUGGCGGGCAAGAAGCCGGCCAAGCUGGCGAUCCAGACGCCCGGCGGCAAGAUCCUGCGGCUGAUGCGCAAGGAGGAGCGGCGCGGUGGCGCCGUCGGCGUCGGGGGCCGUGGCGCCAGCGGGGCCGGUUCCGAGGAGGACAUGAGCGACGGCGGCACGUGGGCGACCACCAUCAAGUGCAGCGAGAAGGGCGUCUGGCGCGGUCUCGUGCUCGCGGACCGGGCGGCGAGGUGGUGCGUGUUUGCCGAGUGGGUGUGUGACGCCUGA
Gaeumannomyces tritici R3-111a-1 is the source of this 4722-nucleotide messenger RNA. RefSeq lists its product as hypothetical. NCBI's taxonomy places the organism in Eukaryota, Fungi, Ascomycota, Sordariomycetes, Magnaporthales, Magnaporthaceae. Gene Ontology annotation, molecular function: protein binding. The coding region runs from base 1 to 4722 and encodes 1573 amino acids. The transcript is spliced from 6 exons. The record is from RefSeq and is a predicted model, not a curated record.